AUGGGGGAGUCUAUCCCUCUGGCCGCCCCGGUCCCGGUGGAACAGGCGGUCCUGGAGACGUUCUUCUCUCACCUGGGCAUCUUCUCUUACGACAAAGCCAAGGACAAUGUGGAGAAGGAACGCGAGGCCAACAAGAGCGCGGGGGGCAGCUGGCUGUCGCUGCUGGCGGCCUUGGCCCACCUGGCCGCGGCCGAGAAGGUCUAUCACAGCCUCACCUACCUGGGGCAGAAACUAGGGGGCCAGUCUUUCUUCAGCAGGAAGGAUUCCAUCCGAACCAUCUACACUUCUUUGCAUAAUGAGCUGAAGAAGGUGGUGAGUGGCCGUGGUGCCCAGGGUGGGGCCACGCCUCACGUGGAAGAACUCCUUUCCCACCUGUCCGAGCAGCUUUGCUUCUUCGUUCAGGCUCGGAUGGAGAUCGCAGACUUCUACGAGAAGAUGUACACCCUCAGCACACAGAAGUUCAUCAAUGCUGAAGAGCUUGUUGGCCUUUUGGACACCAUCCUGAGGAAAUACAGCUCCAGAUUCCACCACCCCAUUCUCAGCCCCUUGGAGAGCAGUUUCCAACUGGAGGUUGAUGUCAUGAGUCAUCUCCUGAAGGCCCAGGCUCAGGUCUCCGAGUGGAAGUUCCUCCCGUCUCUGGUUAACUUGCACAGCGCCCACUCCAAGCUGCAGACCUGGGGUCAGAUCUUUGAGAAGCAACGGGAGACCAAGAAACAUCUGUUUGGAGGGCAGUCUCAGAAGGCUGUUCAGCCCCCACACCUUUUCCUCUGGCUGAUGAAACUCAAAACCAUGCUCCUUGCCAAGUUUAGCUUUUACUUUCAUGAGGCCCUGAGCCGACAAACAACUGCUUCAGAAAUGAAAGUGUUGACUGCGAAAGCGAACCCAGACCUUUUUGGAAAGAUUUCCAGCUUCAUCAGGAAAUACGACGCUGCCAACGUGUCCUUAAUUUUUGACACCCGAGGUUCCGAGAGUUUUCAGGGCCACGGCUAUCACCACCCCCAUUCCUACCGAGAGGCCCCAAAGGGUGUGGACCAGUACCCAGCCGUGGUGUCCCUGCCCAGUGACAGACCGGUCAUGCACUGGCCCAAUGUCAUCAUGAUCAUGACGGACCGCACCUCGGACCUGAACAGCUUGGAGAAAGUGGUCCACUUCUACGACGACAAAGUCCAGAGCACGUACUUCCUCACCCGCCCAGAGCCUCACUUUACCAUUGUCGUCAUUUUUGAGUCAAAGAAAUCCGAGAGGGACUCCCACUUUAUUUCAUUCCUCAAUGAGCUGUCACUUGCCCUUAAGAACCCCAAAGUUUUCGCAAGUCUGAAACCUGGGUCCAAAGGUUAGCAGGCUAUUUGUAGGAAAGCUUGAAAAGACUGGCCAUUGUGUUCUUCCUUGCUCUGCUCAUCCCCAGGGGCCAUGAUUCAAGUUCAUACCCACUCAAGCUUCUUUCUGGGCUGAAUUAAAGACAGCCUCUCCCUAACUCUUGCACACUUUAUAAGCAAUCUAGGCCAAUUGAAGAAAGAUUCCAAAGAGUCAUCCAGGAUUGUGACUGUGUAUUUCCAUGGGGUAGCAGGAGGACUUUUGUAUUGUCCCGUGUGUCCUCAAAGUCAGAUGGAAUAUUUAUUGUCCCCUGAUCUUUGUUUCCAGAUGUUGUCUCGUCCUCAAUAUUGUGUCCUAUGAUGAUUCCAGCCACUUAGCCCAUUCCCCAUCUUCGUAGAAG
Messenger RNA from Echinops telfairi (small Madagascar hedgehog), 1714 nucleotides. It is a transcript of the gene KICS2, whose product is annotated as KICSTOR subunit 2. The coding region runs from base 1 to 1338 and encodes 445 amino acids. Lineage: Eukaryota; Metazoa; Chordata; Mammalia; Afrosoricida; Tenrecidae. Gene Ontology annotation, biological process: protein localization to lysosome; negative regulation of TORC1 signaling; cellular response to glucose starvation. Gene Ontology annotation, cellular component: KICSTOR complex. The record is from RefSeq and is a predicted model, not a curated record. The transcript has 3 exons.